Molecule: messenger RNA, 628 nt
Organism: Drosophila serrata
Lineage: Eukaryota; Metazoa; Arthropoda; Insecta; Diptera; Drosophilidae
Gene: l(2)41Ab
Product: lethal (2) 41Ab
Biological process (GO): axoneme assembly
Cellular component (GO): cytoplasm
Source: RefSeq, a predicted model, not a curated record
UCAUUACUAUCAAACAUAUUUGACAUAUUAAAAUCACAUUCAUUGUAUUUAAGCUAGUAUUUCUAAAUAUAAACUUAUUCAAGACGAAACACCAUGUCUGAGGCUGAAGAUAUCGGUUCUUGCGAUUUUGCAAAUUUUUCGGAGGUGGAUCCUGGGUUUGCUCCAGAACCAGAUCAAUUGGCACUUCUUUCUCCGAACCAUCCGCUCCUGGACAAAUUUCAAAAUUCACUGAGGGAUCUCCUUUUGCGUACUAAAGAUGAGCUUGAAUAUGAAAUCGCAGAAAUUAAAUACCAAGUAAAACUGAAAGAGCAAAGACGAGAAGAGGAAGGAUUGGCAUUAUAUGACAUGCAGCAGCAAAUGGGAAUUCAAGAGGAACAAAUAAGAGAAAUAUCAGUAGUAAUUGAAAAGCACUUGCAAAAUCGCCAAGGCGAAGAAUUUGUGUUAGCUCUUUAAAAGGGAAUAUGAAAAAAGACUUAAACUUACAAAAACUAAAAAAACUUUAUAUAAUGAACUAAUGGUAGAACUCGAAGAUUUGCAAAGUUUGAGUAGUAAUAUUAAAAAAUGGCUUAUGACGUAGAAGAUGAAAUAAAGAAUGCUAAACGUAUCGUUAGCAGAGAUGCGCAGUUGC